This is a messenger RNA of Saccharomyces eubayanus, 3939 nucleotides long. It is a transcript of the gene RAD50, whose product is annotated as MRX complex DNA-binding subunit. Bases 1 to 3939 code for a protein of 1312 amino acids. Gene Ontology annotation, cellular component: Mre11 complex; nucleus; condensed nuclear chromosome. The transcript has a single exon. The record is from RefSeq and is a predicted model, not a curated record. Gene Ontology annotation, molecular function: single-stranded telomeric DNA binding; ATP hydrolysis activity; double-stranded telomeric DNA binding. Lineage: Eukaryota; Fungi; Ascomycota; Saccharomycetes; Saccharomycetales; Saccharomycetaceae. Gene Ontology annotation, biological process: telomere maintenance via recombination; double-strand break repair; telomere maintenance via telomerase.
AUGAGUGCCAUUUAUAAGCUGUCAAUCCAAGGCAUACGGUCCUUCGACUCCAAUGACCGGGAAACCAUCGAAUUUGGCAAACCACUGACUUUGAUAGUCGGCAUGAAUGGUUCUGGGAAAACAACCAUCAUCGAAUGCUUGAAGUACGCCACCACGGGUGAUCUCCCCCCCAAUAGCAAAGGUGGAGUCUUCAUUCAUGACCCGAAGAUAACUGGUGAAAAGGACAUUAGAGCUCAGGUUAAGCUGGCGUUCACGAGCGCCAACGGACUUAAUAUGAUCGUCACCAGGAAUAUUCAGCUAUUGAUGAAAAAAACAACUGCCACUUUUAAGACGUUGGAAGGCCAAUUGGUCGCUAUCAACAAUAGUGGCGACCGUAGCACUCUGUCUACCAGAUCCUUAGAACUGGAUGCGCAGGUGCCCCUCUAUUUAGGUGUCCCGAAGGCGAUCUUGGAGUAUGUGAUCUUCUGUCAUCAGGAAGAUAGUCUUUGGCCAUUGAGUGAACCAUCCAAUCUUAAAAAGAAAUUUGAUGAGAUCUUUCAGGCGAUGAAGUUCACAAAAGCUCUGGACAACUUGAAGUCCAUAAAGAAAGAUAUGUCUGUAGAUAUCAAAUUAUUGAAGCAAUCAGUGGAGCAUUUGAAGUUGGACAAGGACAGAUCCAAGGCAAUGAAACUCAAUAUCCACCAGUUACAAUCUAAAAUAGACCAGUUUAAUGCGGAAGUGUCACAGAUCGAAGCUCAAUUAAACGAAAUUACUGAACAAUCUGAUAAAUUAUUCAAAUCAAAUCAGGAUUUUCAAAAAAUCUUAUCCAAAGUGGAAAAUCUGAAAAACUCAAAGACCUCUAUAAGGGAUCAAGUGGAAAGAUUAUCAAAUUCCAUUGAAAUCUUAGACUUGUCUAAAAUGGAUUUACAGAAUUUGUUGGCUAAUUUCUCCAAAGUCCUGACGGAAAAGAAUCAUCAAUUGAAAGAUUUGGAGAUGAAUAUUUCAAACCUGAAAAACCAGCAAUCAUCUUUGCAAAACCACUCCAAUUCUCUUAUCAGAAGACAGGGUGAACUAGAAGCUCGUAAGGAGGCAUACGAAAAGAACCUGAGUCAUCUCGCCUCAUUGAAAGAAGACUUCCAACAGAGAUUUCAACAUCUUUCAGAUAAUAACAACAGCGACAUGGUUAAAACAAAUCAAGAGAUGUCGCAGUUCCAGGUUCGUAUUUUUCAAGAUCUAUCGAACACUGCAGAGCAGUUUGCUAAAGAAAUUCUAAUAAAGGAGACAAAUGUAUCGGAACUGGUAAAAUCAAUAACUGUAGACUCACAAAAUUUGGAAUACAAUAAGAAGGAUAGGACGAAAUUAAUUCAUGAUACGGAAGAGCUUACUGAAGAAGUGAGGUUGCUUAAAAACUUGUCCACUCAAGACGAUCUCAAUCAUGAAUUGGAAAACUUGAAUACAUAUAAGGGAAAGUUACAGGCCUGGGAAAACGACAAUACCAUACCGAAACUAACUCAGAAAAUCGAAGAGAAAAACAACGAGAUGAUAAUUUUGGAAAACCAGAUCGAGAAAUUCCAAGAUCGUAUAAUGAAAACAAAUCAACAAGCAGAUUUAUAUGCCAAACUAGGGCUGGUCAGAAAAUCUCUUAAUGUCAAGUCAGGUGAUUUACAGAAUAUCAUUGAAAAACUACAAAAGGAUCCUAAAAUAAGGCAGAUUUUCCCCAUUACGCAAGACUUUCAAAAAUCUGAUUUAGAAAUCGAUUUUCAAAAAUUGUUUAUCAACAUGCAAAAGAAUAUCGCUGUAAAUAAUAAAGAAAUACAUGAAUUUGAUAGAAAAUAUACUAAUGCCUUGUACAAUUCCAACACCAUAGAAAAGGAUUUACACGAUAAUCUGCAUUCACAACAAAAAGUGAUACAACUACUAAACGAAAACUUGCCUGAAGAUUGUACAAUUGAUGAAUAUAAUGAUGUUCUGGAAGAAACUGAAUUGUCCUACAAGACUGCGUUGGAGAACCUGAAAAUGCAUCAAACGACUUUGGAAUUUAAUAGGAAAGCCCUAGAAAUCGCUGAACGUGACAGUUGCUGUUACUUGUGUUCAAGGAAAUUCGAAAAUGAAUCCUUUAAAAGCAAGUUAUUACAAGAAUUGAAAACUAAAACGGAUGCAAAUUUCGAAAAAACUUUAAAAGAAACCGUCCAAAAUGAAAAAGAAUAUCUUGAUAGUUUAAGAUUACUGGAAAAACAUAUCAUUUCACUAAACUCCUUGUGUCAAAAAAUCGAAAACGCUCAGGAAGCUCUUGAUAAAGCUAAAGAAGAAACAAAAGCUUCUAAAACAAAACUAGAUUUACUAGAAACAAAAUCCACAACUUUAAAAAAUGAAAAAGAAUUUGCAGAAUCUGAAAUUCGUCCAUUGAUUGAAAAGUUCAUUUAUCUAGAACGAGAGGUUAAAGAACUUGAACACAGCUCUAAGACAAUAUCUGACGAGCUAUCCAUUUAUAACACCAGUGAAGAUGGUAUUAAAACUGUCGACGAACUGAGAGACCAACAAAGGAAAAUGAAUGAUUCUUUACGUGAAUUAAGGAAAAACAUAUCAGAUUUACAAAUGGAAAAGGACGAAAAAGUGAGAGAAAAUUCAAGAAUGAUCAACUUAAUCAAAGAGAAGGAAUUAAAUGUCUCUGAAAUCGAAUCUUCUUUAACACGGAAACAAAACAUUGAUAAUUCUAUAAAAUUGAAGAAAGCAAACAUUAAGGAUAUUGAUUCAAGAAUUGAAGCUUUAGAGUCACAAAUAAUUUCUUUGCAGAAUAAAAAAAAUGAAGCUCAAAAUGUCUUGGACAUAACCAAAAACGAACGCGAUCUGCAAAUUAACAAUAAGCAAAAAAUUGUGGCUGAUGUUAAUCGACUGAUAGAUAGAUUCCAAACCAUUCAUAAUGAAGCUAUUGACUUUGAAUCAAGGGGAUUUAACGAACUACAAAAAACAGUGAAAGAGCUGGAAUCAAAUAAAGUUCAAAUGAAAGAACUAAAGGAACAACUUGACUCUAGACUAAAUGAAAUGAACGAGGAAAAGAGGAAACUUGCAGACUCAAAUAAUGAGGAGAAAAAUUUGAAACAAAACUUAGAAUUAAUCGAAUUGAAAUCACAACUUCAUAAUAUAGAAGCCGAGAUCAAUGAAUUGGAUGUUCAAAAUGCAGAGGCCGAAAGAGACAAAUAUCAAGAGGAAUCAUUGAGGCUGAGAACUAAUUUUGAGAAAUUGAGUUCUGAGAAUGCAGGUAAAUUAGGUGAAAUGAAACAAUUACAAAAUCAAAUAGAUUCACUAACCCACCAAUUACGCACCGAUUAUAAGGAUGUUGAGAAAAGUUAUCACAAAGAGUGGGUAGAAUUACAAACCAGGUCUUUUGUCACUGAUGAUAUAGACGUUUAUUCUAAAGCACUAGAUAGUGCCAUUAUGAAAUAUCAUGGGUUAAAGAUGCAAGACAUAAACAGAAUAAUCGAUGAGUUAUGGAAGCGUACGUAUAGUGGAACUGAUAUAGAUACCAUCAAGAUUAGAUCAGACGAAGUUAGUAGUACAGUGAAGGGCAAAUCAUACAAUUACCGUGUUGUAAUGUAUAAACAGGAUGUGGAAUUGGAUAUGAGAGGAAGAUGUUCGGCAGGCCAAAAGGUUAUUGCGUCCAUUAUCAUCCGGUUGGCCUUAUCGGAAACGUUUGGUGCAAAUUGUGGUGUCAUUGCAUUAGACGAGCCUACCACCAAUUUAGACGAAGAAAAUAUCGAAAGUUUAGCAAAAUCUUUACACAAUAUCAUUAAUAUGAGAAGGCAUCAAAAGAAUUUCCAACUCAUUGUCAUUACCCAUGAUGAGAAAUUUUUGGGCCAUAUGAAUGCAGCGGCAUUUACCGACCAUUUCUUCAAAGUUAAAAGAGAUGAUAGACAAAAAUCACAGAUUGAAUGGGUGGAUAUUAAUAGAGUUACAUAUUAG